Molecule: messenger RNA, 1239 nt
Organism: Procambarus clarkii (red swamp crayfish)
Lineage: Eukaryota; Metazoa; Arthropoda; Malacostraca; Decapoda; Cambaridae
Product: actin-3, muscle-specific
Source: RefSeq, a predicted model, not a curated record
AAGGAUUUUCUCGCUGCAGGACGUAUGGGUUUGGCAGUAUGUGUGAUGACGAAGCAGCAGCCUUGGUGGUGGACAACGGCUCGGGUGUUCUGAAGGCUGGCUUCGCUGGGGACGACGCUCCCCGCGCCGUCUUCCCCUCCGUCAUCGGCCGACCCCGUCACCAUGGUAUCAUGGUCGGUAUGGGCCAGAAAGAAGCGUAUGUCGGAGACGAGGCCCAGAGCAGGCGUGGAGUUCUCACUCUCAAGUACCCCAUCGAACACGGCAUUGUCACCAACUGGGACGACAUGGAGAAGAUCUGGCACCACACAUUCUACAACGAGCUCCGUCUUGCUCCUGAAGAAUCUCCGGUUCUCCUGACCGAAGCACCUCUGAAUCCUAAGGCUAAUCGUGAGACGAUGAUAAAAAUUAUGUUUGAGACCUUUCAGACUCCAGCUGCGUAUGUGGCUAUCCAAGCCCUGCUAUCACUGUACGCCUCGGGUCGUACCACCGGCUUGGUCCUGGACUCUGGCGACGGGGUAACCCACACAUGCCCCAUAUUUGAAGGUUACGCCUUGCCUCACGCCAUUCUUCGUCUCGAUCUAGCGGGUCGGGAUUUAACAAACUAUUUGAUGAAAAUAAUGACUGAACGUGGUUAUUCCUUUACCACCACCGCUGAGCGCGAAAUUGUUCGAGACAUCAAAGAGAAACUUGGUUAUGUGGCGUUAGACUACGCGAAUGAAAUGAACAUCGCUGUCGCGUCGUAUACAGUUGAAAAGGCUUACGAACUUCCUGAUGGUCAAGUCAUAACAAUCGGCAACGAAAGGUUCCGUGCCCCCGAGGCUUUGUUUCAACCUUCUUUCCUCGGGAUGGAAUGCAUUGGGAUGCACGAAAUAGCUCAUUAUUCAGUCAUGAGGUGCGACAUUGACAUUCGAAAAGACCUGUUCGCUAACAUUGUCAUGUCUGGUGGUACCACCAUGUACUCUGGUAUUGCUGACCGCAUGCAGAAGGAAAUCACAGCUCUGGCUCCCUCCACCAUCAAGAUCAAGAUCAUUGCUCCUCCCGAGCGUAAAUACUCCGUCUGGAUCGGUGGCUCCAUCCUGGCCUCUCUGUCCACCUUUCAGCCUCUGUGGAUCACCAAGCGAGAGUUUGACGAGUACGGUCCCGGCAUCGUUCAUCGCAAAUGUUACUAAUUAUAAAUUAUUUGUCCGAAAACUGAAACUGAAAAUUUGUCCGAAAUGUUUGAAUAAAUUAUAUAUUUUU